Molecule: messenger RNA, 1308 nt
Organism: Cryptococcus wingfieldii CBS 7118
Lineage: Eukaryota; Fungi; Basidiomycota; Tremellomycetes; Tremellales; Cryptococcaceae
Exons: 2
Coding region: 1-1308 (435 amino acids)
Source: RefSeq, a predicted model, not a curated record
AUGUCACCAACAUUCCCCAAACCUACUCCGACCCCCCUCGCGUCAUCUUUUCCCAAUCUCAAGAGGUCCACCUUCGUCACCGUUUCUGUCAUUGCAAACGAUACAUCAACAUCUGCCCCUUCUUCCGACUCUAGUAGCGGAUUCCCUGUUGCCAUCGCUAUCCCGGCGCUGGUCGGUGGGAUGGCGUUGGCGAUCGGAGUGUUUUCGUUCUGGUGGUGGUGGACAAAGAGGAGCAAAAGGGUCAAGCGCGAACGCUGGGAAGCAGCACAGAGAAGAAAGAACAAACGCCGUCUGGCUGCCGAAAAGGCAAGCCCUCGUCCAUCCACCUCGACCUCUCGUAAAAACCCUGGUGGUCCCAAAUCCCCUGCGAGUGAGAAGAGCUCCAAAGACAAGUCGACCGCCCUCUCUCCUCCGCCCAGUGCGGCCCAGCGGAACUUUCCCAAUGGCGCUCAAGCGGCUUACGGGGCGUACGCGGCUCAACAGGCGUAUGGGAAUGGAAAUGAGGGUUGGCAGACGCAGCCUGGGAUCGAGCAGCAGCAACAGUACGGCUACAGCUAUGACCAGUAUGGUCAGCCUAUGCCUCUGUCUCCUGUUGGGCAACAAUCAAUCAGUCAGCAGCAGCAGUACGAGGGCAGCUAUGCCCCAGUGCAGCAAACAGCACCGAUCUCAAAGUCUGUCUCUUCAGACACCACAGCCCCUCUGGCGUCCCAAGGCGCCCCUGUUGCCACUUCACCCACCUCACCCACCAGCUCCAAGAAAGAAUCCAGCGUCCCCUCACCCAAGCGCUCCAAGUCUGAGGAGAAGCAGUCAUCUUCCCAGUCUCGCAAGGGUUCGCGUGCUGUCGCGCGUAUGGCCGUAGCAGACAAUGCCGCCGCCGCCGCUUCCGUCGACCCCAUGUACCGCCACAAACCUUCCAAACCCAGUCCUCUCGCCAUCAAAGCCCAGCAGGAGCGUGAAGCCGCUGUCGCCCAACGUGUGUUGGACGACCAGAACCCCUUCUAUGCUGAGCCGGACGAGCUUACGCCGGUCGAUUCCAGGGCGAACGCUGCCUGGGGCGAAUGGGGCGUGGCCCUUGGUACGCCCACCGAAGGUACACCAUUCUCUGAUUCACAGGCAGCUGUGCUUGAGGACAACGUGUAUGGUAACGGGAACCAGACGCAGAGUGGCCUUUACACGCAAGAUCCUUACGCAUUGUACCACGACGACGACGAGGAUGAACAGGAAAACAGGUUCCAUGAUGCUGCGGCUAGCUAUGGGCUUGGAGGCGGCAAUAAGGAAAAAAAGAGGGAUAUGGGCAGGAGGAUCUGA